Molecule: messenger RNA, 930 nt
Organism: Babjeviella inositovora NRRL Y-12698
Lineage: Eukaryota; Fungi; Ascomycota; Pichiomycetes; Serinales
Exons: 1
Coding region: 7-924 (305 amino acids)
Source: RefSeq, a predicted model, not a curated record
UCCACCAUGCUCAAUACCGCCAACACAACGGCUCAUCCUCUCUUAGAGGCCACUCAGACGUUACUAGAGGUACACACACAAGUCAUCGACAACAUGAUCUACCUCUUCAACACAGAAAUCGAGCUCUUGUCCAACUCCACCAAGCUUCUCGAGUCAAUCCACAUCCAAACCUUACUCAAGGGCUUGAAACAGAACAUUUCCAUCAUGGUUAUGAAGAUCCGCAACCCCGACAGCUACUCACUCGGUCGCAAUAACACCUUGAUCAGCUUCCAGCUUCGGAGCUUAUUCGCCGACCACUACAGCCCAGUGCUCGGGAAGGUGUUGGCCGUGUUGGAGGAGUUAAACCGGUGCUACCACAUCCUUAAAAAGGCCAACCAGAAUACCAAAUCCUUGGCGACACGAAGCUUCUUCUCCCUCUCCCAGGCCGAGACCCAGUACUUGGUCUUUCCGCAGGUCUACGAAUUGACCAGCACUCUUGUAUCGCGUAUCUACCACUCCACAAAGGUCAUCCAGCAGCGUUUUGAGCCGUCCUCUGCCGGAACCGCCUCCCUCGAUGGCCACGUUGUGGGGAUACAGAGAGACGCAGACAGCAUCGUGCUCCAGAACGUGGUGACUUCCAUCCAGGUACUCAACAUGCGUUUGUUCAAGAACAUUUUCAUCAACUCCCCGGCGUUUAUCGCCUUUGUGCAUACCCAUCCGCUCGUGGCGGAAUCGCUCAUCAGGUUCAAUGACUUAUCCAAUGAGUUAGACGGCAUCCAUACAAUCAACCAAUACCACAGUCCGUUACUUAUCUCCGAUGGGAAAACCGAUGCCAUACAGGUGGCCAAUCGCGAAGAUUUGCUUGACUCCAAGUUUAGAAAGUUUGGCGAGUUUGUCUACGAACGGAAUGAGGUCUUGGGGGUCAACAGGAGAAGGAUCUUUUAAGCGAAA